This is a messenger RNA of Epinephelus lanceolatus (giant grouper), 2995 nucleotides long. RefSeq names its product PTEN induced kinase 1 (gene pink1). NCBI's taxonomy places the organism in Eukaryota, Metazoa, Chordata, Actinopteri, Perciformes, Serranidae. The record is from RefSeq and is a predicted model, not a curated record. Gene Ontology annotation, cellular component: mitochondrion. Gene Ontology annotation, molecular function: ATP binding; protein serine/threonine kinase activity. Gene Ontology annotation, biological process: protein phosphorylation; regulation of apoptotic process; positive regulation of mitochondrial fission.
AUGUCCGUGAAACACGCCAUCAGCCGGGGGCUCGAGCUGGGCCGGUCGGUCCUUCAGCUGGGUCUCCUUAAAUCCGGGGGCCGAGUCGCAGCAAAGCUCCGAGCUGACCGUUUCCGUGUAGGCCCGUCGGUCCGCACCGUUCAGCCUCAGGCUUUCCUGCCGUCUCGGUACCGGUAUUACCGCACCUCUCUGAGGGGCCUAGCAGCCCAGCUACAGUCCGCCGGCUUCAGAAGGAGGUUCACCGGAGCGUCCCCGAGGAACAGGGCCGUGUUUCUGGCUUUCGGUCUCGGUGUGGGGCUCAUUGAACAACAGCUGGAAGAUGACAGAAGGAGCGCAGCCACAUGUGAGGAGAUCCAGGCAGUGUUUAGGAAGAAAAGAUUCCAGAGCCCACUCGAGCCUUUCCCCUCUGGAUAUAAACUGGAGGAUUACAUCAUUGGGAAUCAGAUUGGGAAAGGCUCCAACGCUGCUGUGUACGAGGCUGCAGCUCGGUUUGCCCCUCAGAAGGAGAGUAUCAGCGAGUGCACCCCGGUGCAGCUGAGAGAGGAAGAAGAGGAGAGGGAGACUCCUCGAUCUCUGACAUGCUGCUCGCUGAGAUCCUUCCCUAUGGCUAUCAAGAUGAUGUGGAACUUUGGGGCGGGGUCGUCAAGUGAGUCGAUAUUAAAGUCCAUGUCACAGGAGCUGGUGCCUGCUGGCCCCCUGGCCUUACAGCCAGAGAGAGAACAGAUCACUCUGGAUGGACAAUUUGGAGUCCUGCCCAAAAGAGUGUCAGCGCACCCUAAUGUAAUCAGAGUGUACCGGGCUUUCACAGCCAACGUCCCACUGCUACCAGGUGCCCAAGAAGAGUAUCCAGAUGUCCUGCCCGCCAGGCUCAACCCGGCUGGUCUGGGCAGCAAUCGCACUCUUUUCCUCGUCAUGAAGAAGUACCCCGGCACGCUGCGACAGUACCUGGAAAUGUCCACACUGGGCCGCAGGCAGGGCUCUCUGAUGAUGCUGCAGCUCCUGGAGGGUGUCGACCACCUGUGCAGACAGGGUGUUGCUCACAGGGAUCUCAAAUCGGACAACAUACUGUUGGAGUUUGACUCAGACGGAUGCCCUCGUUUAGUGAUUACCGACUUUGGCUGCUGUCUGGCCGAGAGUGACUCUAAUCUACAGCUGCCCUUCAACAGCAUGUGGGUCAGCAGAGGAGGGAACGCUUCCCUAAUGGCUCCUGAGGUAUCCACUGCAGUCCCAGGGUGCGGUGUGGUGAUUGACUACAGCAAGGCGGACGCCUGGGCUGUGGGCGCCAUCUCCUAUGAGAUAUUCGGUCAGCGUAACCCGUUCUAUCGACCGCUGGGACUGGAGAGCAGGAGCUACCAGGAGAAGCAGCUUCCUCCACUGCCCUCCAGUGUUCCCGCUGACGUGCAGCUCGUGAUCCGACUACUUCUCAGGAGGAACCCCAACAAGCGCCCCAGUGCCCGUGUGGCCGCUAACAUGCUACAUCUCAGCCUCUGGGGACGGAAGGCCCUGGCCAACCAGGACAGCGUUGGCAUGAAGAAGCUGGCUGAUUGGCUGCUGUGCCAGUCUGCUGUGGUUCUCCUGAAGGGCUGCAGCGGACCCAGUGGGAACAUGGUGGAGGUGGAGCUUCAGAGGAGCUUCCUGUCCAACCUGGACCUGGAGGACCUGCGUACCGCUGUGGGCUUCCUCCUGUACGGGAGGGAGCAGCGUCAGGCCUGCAUUCUGUCUGCGUAGAUCCACUAUCACUCAUCCAGACACACAGAUUAAGAGUCUUUGAUGUGUGUAGACCGGGAGUUAGAACUGACAUUUAAAACUGUGAGACAUCUUUGUAAUAUUUAUAGUCUUGGCCUUUAAAUCUAAUAACUAUUAAGACAAACGCCACACACUGUUAUAUGUCAUCUGUGACUGUCAGUGUGUCCCAGCAGUUAUUAUGAAUUAUCAAAUGGUGUAAUUCACCCCUAAAGUAGUGCUGUCAAUGCUGUUGAAAUUCCUGACAUGCUUUUCACACCAUGUGUCUGCACAAACUCAGCAUCUCUACUCAAAGUGCGACGAGUGCCCCUUUAUGCACAUUGCAACAGGUCUUGCGGGUGCAUUACAUCAUAGAUAAUGAAUGCUACUGUUGGUGGAGGAAAAACUUUAAUAUCUCUGGGUUUUCUAUAGUUAAUUUCUCCUUAAAUGAGUUUGUUGUUCGUCAGCACGAAACAGCUAAACUGGCCAAAAAAUGCAACGUACCAAUGGCUACGAGUAAUUCUGUUUUAAGAGUGAACGUUUUCUUUUAUAAGCUCUGAUGCACUUUUUCGAUAUUUGCUGAGACUGACCCAACACUACUGCUGUCACCUGGGUGCUUGGCUAAGACUGGUCUGUGUAGAAGUUCAGCACUGAUAAAGCUGAGGGCCAAUGCAGAUAUUUUACAUUACUGACAUUAAUUGUCAAACCCUACUGUGUAGGUAAGUUUUAGAUAUUCACAGGGAUCAUGCGGCCCUUAGACAGCUUGUUCAUCCAUCAGAUUGUCAGCGUAAGGUCAUGAGCCAAACGAUCAUGUGUUAACCCAUGCUGUACAACGUAAAAACCUCCCCCACAUGUCACUACAAAGUUCUCACAAUGAUGAGGGUACAUAGCAUGGAUCAUGAGUAUUAAUUUUGUUCCUGUGGUUUGCACUUUAUGUCGACGUUUGCACUUGCUCAGAGCCGUUGUAAUGGCUUCCUGGUGUUUGUUGCUAGCUUACCUACAACAUAAUACUUAUUAUAUUCUGGUACUUUAUUUAAAAAAUAAUGAUUUGAGUAAAGUGAUUUAGCCUGUCAGACUUCACUAUGCUCUGUUCUCAAAACUAGUCGCAGCAAGUCUGUCAUAACAGGCAUAAUUAAAUAUCAUAAUCAUGUGGUCAGUGAGGGAUACAAGAUAUAGAGGGUGUGAGUUUUGAUACUAAAGAUGGCGAGAAAUAUUUUGGAUAUAUGUAGAUUUUUCUGCCGUGUUUCAGAAUAAAAAUAUCUGUUGGAAAAGA